Theobroma umbraticum is the source of this 776-nucleotide messenger RNA. RefSeq lists its product as uncharacterized. The record is from RefSeq and is a predicted model, not a curated record. Lineage: Eukaryota; Viridiplantae; Streptophyta; Magnoliopsida; Malvales; Malvaceae.
ACAUCAGAUACUAAGAAACACACAAGAUAGAGUUAGAGAGUAAUAGCGAGAGCGAUAUCAGUUUUUUCUCUAUUAAGAGGUAUGGCAAAGUGGAGUGUUAUGCUUCUUCUGGCAUUUCUUAUGGUUCAUGCUACUGCAAGAAAUGUGCCCACUGCAGGUACUCCGCCUACUAGCACUCCAGCUAGUGGUGCAGCUGGUCUUAAUGACCAAAAGAACUUCCUCACAUAUGGUGGCGUUGGCGGCUUCUCCGGACUUGGCUCUAAUGGUCUACCCUUUGGUGGAGUUGGGGGGAUGGGUGGGAUUACUCCCAUCGGUGGUGGAGGUGGUUUAGGUGGUCUAGGUGGACUUGGAGGUGGAGUUGGGGGGAUUGGUGGGAUUACUCCUUUAGGUGGCGGAGAUGGUCUAGGUGGACUCGGAGGGCUUGGGGGAUUUGGUGGCGUGGGCGGUGGUACUGGUGGUGGAGUUGGAGGUGCCGUUGGUGGUGGAGUUGGAGUUGGAGGUGGAGGUGGAGCUGGUGCUGGUGUUGGCGGUACUGGUGUCCUUCCUUUUCCUUGAAAUAUUAGUGGGCUUUCCCAUAAAUACAUAAAACUUUUUUCAGAAAGUAUAAUUAUCCAAGUAUUUCGCAGAUGUAGUUUUAUGUUGAUUACGUGUGAGUCAGAAUUCGUCUUCUUUUAUUUAGUUAUCUUUUGUUUGUCAAUGUUUUUCAUUUGUAUUCAACGUUUCUAUGUUUUUCUAAUGAGUAUUUUACGUAAAUAAAUCUAAUCUUCUCUUCUCUA